Molecule: messenger RNA, 4513 nt
Organism: Periophthalmus magnuspinnatus
Lineage: Eukaryota; Metazoa; Chordata; Actinopteri; Gobiiformes; Gobiidae
Gene: large1
Product: LARGE xylosyl- and glucuronyltransferase 1
Exons: 15
Coding region: 454-2754 (766 amino acids)
Biological process (GO): protein O-linked glycosylation via mannose
Molecular function (GO): xylosyltransferase activity; glucuronosyltransferase activity
Source: RefSeq, a predicted model, not a curated record
CUCUGUGUCUGAGGCCGAGCACAAACAGAUUUAGCCCAGAUUCACCCGGAGCGGCCCGGAACGACGCGGAUUAAACACGUUUCCCACAGAACAAUAAAGACCCGGGCCCGACUUUACGCACAGAGGAGGAGCAGAGGAGGCGCCCGGAGGAGAACAGAGGAGCAGAGGAGGCGCCCGGAGGAGAACAGAGGAGCAGAGGAGCAGAGGAGGCGAUAUUGAGCCGAGAGAGAGCCUCCUGCGCGGGGCAGAGGGAACAGGAGGAGCAGAGGCAGCAGGAGGAGCAGAGGCAGCAGGAGGAGCAGGAGGAGCUGCUCCUGCGGGGCUGUUUUUUCUUGCUUCUAUUUUCGUCCGUGUUUGUUGCGCCUCGUGCAUCAGUGAGAUGCUCGACCCGGGACCGGCCCCGCCCCUCAGCCCCAGAGCAUGAUGGGAAAGUGAGUCCUUCUGCCCCAGAGGAUGAUGGGAAUGUGCCGUGGGAGGAGGAAGGUGGUGGCGGCUCUGGCCCUGCUCUUUGUCCCCGCCCUCGCCUGGAUUUACCUGUCAGCGGUGGGAUUUCAGGUGCGGUCGCUGUCGCCGCUGGAGCCGCUGUCCUCCGUGGCCGUAGGGGGCGUCAGUGAGCGUCAGGCCCUGGAGCUGCGCGUGAGAGCCGUGGAAGAAGAGAACCGGCUCCUGAGACGGGAGCUGAGCCGGACCCCCAAGACCCCGCACAAAACCGGACUAAACCAGGGACUAAACCUGAGCCCGGACCCGGAGCAGAACCGGACCAGGACUCCGGGCCGGUCCAGGGCUCAGUCGGAGGAGGGGACCGGGGACAGUGAAACGCAGAAGGCGGGACACAGGGGCGGGGCCAACAGCUCCGACUGCAGCCAACAGCCCGCCGUCGACAAGUGCGAGACGAUCCACGUGGCGAUCGUCUGCGCCGGAUACAACGCCAGCAGAGACGUGGUCACGCUCGUCAAGUCUGUGCUGUUCCACAGGAGGAACCCUCUGCACUUUCACUUCAUCACAGACUCCAUCGCUCAGAAGAUUCUGUCGUCGCUGUUUCAGUCCUGGAUGGUCCCGGCUGUGAAGGUCAACUUCUACGACGGAGACGAGCUCAAGUCCGAGGUCUCGUGGAUUCCAAACAAACAUUACUCUGGGAUCUAUGGUCUGAUGAAGUUGGUCCUGACCAAGACGUUGCCCUUUGACCUCCAGAGGGUCAUCGUCCUGGACACUGACAUCACCUUCGCCACCGACAUCGCAGAACUGUGGGCCGUGUUCCACAAGUUCAGAGGGCAGCAGGUUCUUGGUUUGGUGGAGAAUCAGAGCGACUGGUAUUUGGGGAAUUUGUGGAAGAAUCACCGACCGUGGCCUGCGCUCGGGAGAGGCUUCAACACAGGGGUGAUCCUGCUGCUGUUGGAUCGUCUGAGGAAGUUGCGCUGGGAGCAGAUGUGGAGACUCACGGCAGAGAGAGAACUGAUGGGGAUGCUGUCCACCUCACUGGCCGACCAGGACAUCUUUAACGCGGUGAUCAAACAGAACCCGUUCCUGGUGCAUCAGAUGCCGUGUUUCUGGAACGUUCAGCUGUCGGACCACACGCGCUCCGAGAAGUGCUACAAGGACGUGUCGGACCUCAAGGUGAUCCACUGGAACUCUCCUAAGAAGCUGCGUGUGAAGAACAAGCACGUGGAGUUCUUCCGGAACCUGUACCUGACGUUUCUGGAAUACGACGGGAAUCUGCUCCGGAGAGAACUGUUCGGCUGUCCCAGCGAACCGGACCUCAACACGGAGCGGCUCCAGAGGACUCUGUCGGAGUUGGACGAGGACGAUCCGUGUUAUGAGUUCAGACGUGAGCGCUUCACGGUUCACCGCACUCACCUGUACUUCCUGCACUACGACUACACGCCCCCUAGUGACGGCACCGACGUCACGCUGGUCGCUCAGCUGUCCAUGGACCGGCUGCAGAUGCUGGAGGCCAUCUGUAAACACUGGGAGGGCCCGGUCAGCCUCGCCCUGUACCUGUCGGACGCGGAGGCGCAGCAGUUCCUUCGUUACGCGCAGGGCUCCGAGGUUCUCAUGAGCCGCGCUAACGUGGGGUACCACAUCGUCUAUAAAGAGGGACAGUUCUACCCCGUCAACCUGCUGCGGAACGUGGCCAUGAGACAAGUGCACACGCCCUACAUGUUCCUCAGCGACAUCGACUUCCUGCCCAUGUACGGACUCUACGACUAUCUCAGGCGCUCCGUGGGACAGUUGGACAUGGCGCACUCUAAAAAAGCCCUGGUCGUCCCGGCGUUUGAGACCCUCAGGUACAGACUGUCCUUCCCCAAAUCAAAGGCCGAACUCCUGUCCCAGCUCGACAUGGGGACACUGUUCACCUUCAGGUAUCACGUGUGGACCAAAGGCCACGCCCCCACAAACUUUGCAAAAUGGCGGACAUCGACGACGCCGUACCGCGUGCAGUGGGAGCCGGACUUCGAGCCGUACGUGAUGGUCGCCAGUUCAAGUCCCGAGUACGACCGGCGCUUUGUGGGCUUCGGCUGGAACAAGGUGUCGCACAUCAUGGAGCUGGACGCCCAGGAGUACGAGUUUGUCGUUCUUCCAAACGCGUACAUGAUCCACAUGCCUCACGCUCCGAGCUUCGACAUCACAAAGUUUCGUUCAAACAAACUGUAUCGCUCGUGUCUGCAGACGCUGAAGGAGGAGUUUCAGCAGAACAUGUCUCGCCGCUUCGGUUUCGCCGCGCUCAAGUACAUGACGGCGGACAACAACAGCUAGCCAACGGCGAGCGGCUACAUGCUAACGCUGGGGAGAGCUAGCGCAGGACGUGAACGAGAAGUGACUCUCUAAAAGCCCGGCAUUCCGUCCGGGGGGUGGGGCCUAAUGUUCUACUGUAACCGUGGCAACGCACCUGUACGACCAGGUCUAAAACGGCGACUUUGACCGGACGCAGCUCGAUGGCGCGUUCCCGUCGUCCUCGGGGGUUGGAUGUUUUAAGUUCUGACUUGAACGUGGCGACUGGAACGCGCUCCGAUCAUGAAAAUCCAACAUGGCGGCCUCAGUGACCUGCUCCACACCGACCUCUGGUGUCACAAAUGCACCGUUACACUGUUAUGCUAAUGUGGCUAACGCACACGCGGCGCUAACGUCAACAAACGCCGACUCUCAAACGUUUAUUUAUGAACCGUUAAUGUGCGAACAGAAUCUUUACUCUUUGUUUUUACAACUUGAAAAACCGGAACGAGAAUCUGAAGUUUAACUCUCAGGGUCUGACCUCUGACCUCCGACGGCGACUGGAACACGGCGUGAUUCAAACCAAAAACACGACCAGAUUUACUUUAACUUUCUGUCGAUGCAUCAGAGGCUCCAUGUUCCAAGGUCAGGGGUCAGGACCGGGGUCAAGUUUUAGACAAAUGAAAAGUAUAAAUAAAGAUAAAAUUUAACGGCUCAAAUACUCGACCGGGAACGCCAAGCCCCGCCCCCGGACUAAAUGCCCAGAGUUUAAAAGUCUCCUUCUGGGACUUUCUGAAGACGUUUCAUCCCCGAGUUUGGACGGACAGGCGCCGGGACAUCUGUGGAUCUAAACGUUCGUCCCUGAGUUUGUUCCGUCAGGAGCCGGACGCCGAGUCGUGACGUUUGUUUUAGUUUAGCGCUCUGUCUGUGACGUCGCGGUGGAAUAAACUGGACAAAACAUUUCCACUUUUAGAUUUUUUUUGGACUUCAGGAGGAAACGGGACAAUGACGUGACCCGGACCAGAGAUCGGCCUCCGAGUAUCGGUCAGAUCGAUAUCGUGGACGUUUAAAUGAAUCGACUGUUUACAGAACGGCUCAGAAUGUUUCAGUUUUUAUUUAUACAAAGUUGUUCUGUCGUUACUUGAAAGAAAAAAAAACGCUCCAUAAAAAGUUUGGAUCAGUUUUGUCUUAUUUUAGUUUAGUUUUAGGAAAAUAAAAGCAGUUUUGAGUCUCUGGGAUCGGCCGAUUUAAAGAGGACGUGUUUACUUCAUCACCUGUAACAUUUAAAUCUAUUUCCUUUUAUUGUUUUGGAAAUGUUCACCUAAAACAGAUGAACUUGUUUUAUAAGUUUCAGUUUUGUCUACCUCUUUAAAACCCCACAGAAGUAAAUACCUCGUCUUUAAGUCGUCAGACGCUGAAACAGACACACGGUUAGUUUCAGUUUCAGUUUCAGUGUUUCUGUAGAAAAAACUGAAGCCUGACGGUUUGUCUGGUUCUAAAAGUAUUUUGUGAAACCAAUAAAAAUGAUAUGAGUUUGGAUUUGAAUGUUUCUGUUCUUCUGUGAAAAGGGACAAACAGGAGUUACCUGUGAUGUUCCGUAUUACAGCAUUAAACUGAUGUACAGGUGGAUGUUUUUAAAGGGAGUUCUGAGUGAUGUCACGACGCUCAAGAAUGGACUCAAUCCCGACAAUAAAAACUUUAGACACUGUGACGAUGGUAGUGCAGAAAAGUUCCAUAAAGCAGCAUUAAAUUGAGACAGACACAGGCAGAACAUGCAAACUCCACAGAGACGCAGGACACGGUU